AUGAAUAUGUUGGAUGAUGAAGAUGACCAAAGCUUUUACGCUACGCGUGACGGCUACUCCCCUUUGAGCAAUGUCGAAUGGGAUGCGGUUGAACGGAUGGGUUCAACCAUGGGCAUCCAUGCUGUUAGCGUCAUGCGAGAGGCUCUCAAUAGAGAUGCCCAACAUGCUACUAUCGCCAAGUUCAUUCAAAAUGAACUUGACGCAGAACGCGAGAAAGUAGCCUUGCUUCACCAACAAGGUUCUCAACAAGCAGAGUUGUUGAGAGAACGGGUGCUCAACAACGACGCCAUAAGGGCGCGUCGCAUCGACGAUGGGGAGAUGCAAGUUGCAUUUGCCCAAUCAAAUCUGGCAGGACGUGCCAAGACUUGGGCUUUGGGGCUCAAGUUGCACGAGCCAUAUGCGUUUGGGUCGUUAGAAGUCUUCAAGUCGCGGCUCAGACAAACGUUGAAACCACCUAGAGCUGAGUUCAGGGCUCGAACUAGGAGUUCCAACUCGGUUGAUGAACACACGUUGGUUUUGGUGUUCAUACAGGGUCUUGCGGAUGGUCCCGUCAAGACUCACCUGUUCCGGCUUGAACUAGAUUCACUAGAACAAGCCAUUUCCAUUGCUGAACAGGAAGACUUCAGUCUGAGACAGGCUCGCGCCAACUCGACAUCAUAUCGUCAACCGAGACGAUAUGACAGCGGAGGUCCAGAGCCGAUGGAACUCUGUUAUGUAAAGAGCGAGAAGGCUCGCUCUACAGACAACAAAAGGUUGCAGAAAUGCAACAGAUGUCAGAAGACAGGAAGCUACGCUUACGAGUGUAGUGCCCCUCGUCCAGUGUCUCGCAACACUGGGCGUAGUGACCGUCCACCCAUGAGAAAGGGGCAGGGACGCGGGUCCGCUGUUGGUGCAAAGACGCAACAACGGGAUGGACCGUCAAAAAAUGGACAGGAUCAGUAG
Peronospora matthiolae is the source of this 942-nucleotide messenger RNA. Lineage: Eukaryota; Oomycota; Peronosporomycetes; Peronosporales; Peronosporaceae. The record is from the annotation of a GenBank genome assembly.